AUGUCUAACCGAAAGCCCGCUGAUGUUGCGGCGAAAGAGCGCAACGAGUACAUUCCCUCCUUCAUCUCGAAGAAGCCAUUCUACGUUGACGACGAUGCCGAUGUCGACUACUUGGAGCAUCAACGUCUCCAAAAAGCCACUCCCGACCAGUCGAAAUGGUACGAUCGUGGAAAGCGCGCCGGUCCAGCAGCUACGAAGUAUCGCAAAGGCGCAUGUGAAAACUGCGGCGCGAUGACACACAAAACUAAGGAGUGUCUGAGUCGGCCACGAAAGCAAGGCGCCAGAUGGACUGGCAAGGAUAUCCAAGCGGAUGAACUACUGCAGAACGUGGACAUGGGGUGGGAUGCGAAACGCGAUCGAUGGAAUGGCUACGAUGCCAGCGAGUACCGUCAAGUCGUCGAUGAAUACGAAGAAAUGGAGGCCAUCAAGAAGGCGGCCAAAGAGAACUCAGAUUUGAAGAAGCUCGGUGAAGAGGACGACGCACCCGACUCCGACAUCCGCUACGCUGAGGAAUCCGACAUGGGACGUCAGCAGAGCACCGCAACUCGCAACCUUCGUAUUCGUGAAGAUACCGCGAAGUACCUGCUCAACCUCGAUCUUGAUUCCGCCAAAUACGACCCCAAGACGCGCCGAAUGGUGGACAUGGGUGCGCAGGAUGAUCAGGCAUCUGCGCUUGUCGCAGAAGAAAACUUUGUCCGCGCCUCUGGGGAUGCUGCCGAGUUUGAAAAAGCUCAGCAAUAUGCGUGGGAGUCCCAAGAAAAGGGUCACCCCCAACUCCACAUCCAAGCCAACCCUACGUCAGGCGAGGUCCUCAGGAAGAAGGAGAAGGAAGACAGUGAAGCCAAGCGUACAGCUCAUCGCAAGGCACUCAUGGAAAAAUACGGCGGUGACGAACACGCGCAACCCAGUGCACUACGAGACACUAUGGUUGUUGAGAACGAGCGGUUCGUUGAAUAUGACGAGAGCGGCGCCAUCAAGGGUGCGCCCAAGAAAGCCACCAAAUCAAAAUAUCCCGAAGAUGUCAUGGUCAACAACCAUUCUUCUGUUUUCGGCAGCUGGUGGUACCAGUUCAAGUGGGGAUACGCAUGCUGCUACUCCACUGUGAAGAACAGCUACUGCACUGGAGAGGACGGCAAGAGGGCAUUUGAGGAAGAGGGAAACCUGUUAAUGAUGGGUGAUGAGGAUGAAGAGGUUGCUGACAACACUGACACCGCGGAUGCCUCCCGUGAGCCCGAACCCACCCAGCCCCGGGGCACUGAGAACGAGAGUGCCAAUGCGAAAAAGCGAACUUUGGAGGAACUGAAAUCUGGUGUGACCGAGGAGGAAUAUGAAUCAUACAAACGAAGCCGAUUGGCGGCCGAUGAUCCCAUGGCGAAUUUUAUUGGGAAGGAUUGA
Penicillium salamii is the source of this 1395-nucleotide messenger RNA. The record is from the annotation of a GenBank genome assembly. Lineage: Eukaryota; Fungi; Ascomycota; Eurotiomycetes; Eurotiales; Aspergillaceae.